AUGGGAGACUUGUUGUGUGUAAGUGCUGUCAGACCAGGAUGCUGCAGCUGCUGUUCAGAGAGAAGGGGCUCCCAACAUAUCCAAGGCCUUCAGCACACGGAAGCAGUGUCUACAGCAGAGCUGUCAGAUGUAACCAGAGCACCCCUUCCUCUACCCUCACUGCAGUCCCCGUGGCUCCACACGCUCCAGAGUUGGAGGUGCAGGAGGCAGAGGCCUUGGAGUUACACCAGUCCUUUCCAGGAGCAGGAUGUUGUGGAGAGGUUCAAAUGGCAGAGACAAGGCAUCCCCUUUGGAGCUGCCACAUCCUAUGUACAUCUAGAGAAGCUGUGUGAAGGAUCCUGUGCAACUGUGUACAAGGGGAUCAGCAGGAUCAACGGCCAGUUGGUGGCAUUGAAAGUGAUCAGGCUGGAGGCAGAGGAGGGAGUGCCCUUUACAGCCAUUCGGGAAGCUUCUCUUCUCAAGCAUUUAAAACAUGCCAACAUUGUACUGCUUCAUGACAUUAUCCAGACCAAGGAGACACUAACAUUUGUCUUUGAGUAUAUGCACACAGAUCUAGCACAGUACAUGGGCCAGCAUCCUGGAGGACUUCACUUGUGCAAUGUUAUGCUCUUCAUGUUCCAGCUUUUGCGUGGCCUGGCUUACAUCCACCAACAACACAUUCUUCACCGUGAUCUGAAACCCCAGAACUUGCUCAUCAGUUGCCUUGGUGAGCUCAAAUUAGCCGACUUUGGCCUUGCUCGUGCCAAGUCCAUCCCCAGACAGACAUACUCCUCUGAAGUUGUAACACUCUGGUACCGUCCUCCUGAUGUGUUGCUUGGAGCUACAGAUUAUUCUUCUGAUCUAGAUAUCUGGAGUGCGGGCUGUGUAUUUGUUGAAAUGAUCCAGGGCCAGCCAAUAUUUGCAGGAACUUCUGGCACUCGUGAACAGCUGGCAAAGAUCUGGGCGGUAUUAGGAGUCCCAACUGAGGACAGCUGGCCAGGACUUUCCAAGCUCCCCAACUAUAACCCAGAACUGGUUGCUUCCAGGAGACCUCAGAGACUCCGAGUCAUCUGUGACAGGCUGAGCAAGGUGCCAGCAGCAGAGGAUUUGGCCUCUAGGAUGCUGACAGCCUUCCCUCGAGGCCGAAUCUCUGCACAAGAUGCACUCCUUCAUGGCUUCUUCAGCCCUCUGCCUUCUCAGCUCUAUCAGGUUCCUGCUGGACAAUCAGUGCUCACAGUUCCAGGAGUGAGACUGCAACCUGAAAUCUGUGACCUCUUUGCUUCUUACCGAAAAAGCCAUUUCUCAGGAGGUUCAAGCAAAUUUUGGUAG
Molecule: messenger RNA, 1308 nt
Organism: Antrostomus carolinensis (chuck-will's-widow)
Lineage: Eukaryota; Metazoa; Chordata; Aves; Caprimulgiformes; Caprimulgidae
Gene: CDK15
Product: cyclin dependent kinase 15
Exons: 13
Coding region: 1-1308 (435 amino acids)
Biological process (GO): protein phosphorylation
Cellular component (GO): cytoplasm; nucleus; cytosol
Molecular function (GO): cyclin-dependent protein serine/threonine kinase activity; cyclin binding; ATP binding
Source: RefSeq, a predicted model, not a curated record